This is a messenger RNA of Suillus fuscotomentosus, 474 nucleotides long. RefSeq lists its product as uncharacterized. NCBI's taxonomy places the organism in Eukaryota, Fungi, Basidiomycota, Agaricomycetes, Boletales, Suillaceae. The transcript has 2 exons. The annotation marks the transcript as partial. The record is from RefSeq and is a predicted model, not a curated record.
CACUGCUCUUACCCUGAUCACGCUCGUGCUCUUUGCACGGAUUCCAAUCCGUGCGAUUUUGAAUGCGCUGAUGGUUACUCAGCCUUCCCUUCCGAGAGGCCCACUUCUUGUAAAUGUCCUGACAACUUCAUGGAGUGUGAUGGAAAGUGCGGUCCUUUUACGGUGUGCCCCAGCAAAGCACCUCCGUCCCGUCGUGACAAUGAGCCCCAAUGUGCCGCUGGCCGCACCAUGUGUGGGGUCCCUGGUACUAGCACUGGUCAACCUUGGAAGUGUGUCGAUGUUACAACCGAUCCUACAACUUGUGGUGGAUGUGUUGAGGCAUGUCCUUUCGGACACGCACCCGUCACUGGCGUGAACUGCAAGGAUAUCAAGGGCGUCAUUCCUGACACUGUUUCUUGUGGUAACGGGCGUUGCAUUGUGAAAUACUGCGCAGAGGGCUUCGUCGUCAGUUCUGCUAUGGAUACAUGCAUUCCU